AUGGAAGUCAGGGUAUUUUACGUUUCCCUUUCUCUUCUCUUCUUCCUCCUUGCUCUAAAACUUCAUCUAUCAAGAAAACACAAAAAUAGUGCCCUUCCUCCCAGCCCACCUGCCCUUCCAGUUAUUGGUCAUCUCCAUCUCUUAAAACGACGUCCAAUGCACCUUACUUUUUACAGCCUAGCUAAAAAAUGUGGUCCUAUCAUCUCUCUACGAUUCGGUUCUCGUCUGGUGGUUCUUAUAUCCUCGCCGUCACCGUUUGAAGAGUGCUUCACCAAAAAUGAUGUUGUGUUAGCCAACCGUCCGAAAUUACUCUUAGGCACACACCUUGCUUAUAACCACACCACCUUACUGCAAGCACCAUAUGGUGAUCAUUGGCGCAACCUACGCCGCAUUGGUGCUGUAGAGAUUUUCUCCACUCAUCGUAUCAACAAGUUUGUAAGCAUUCGAAAAGACGAAAUCAAGCAGCUUCUCAUCAAACUUUCACAUAAAUCGCUUCAAAACUUUGGUAAGGUAGAGUUAAAAUCAAUGUUUCAAGAGCUAACGUUUAAUAUUAUGAUGAUAAUGGUCGCAGGGAAGAGGUAUUAUGUGGAUGAUGUGACUGAUGAAGAAGAGGCACGGCAGUUCAGGGAGAUAAUGACGGAGGCUGUAACUUUUGCUGGGGCAUCGAAUCCAGGGGAUUUCUUGCCCAUAUUGAAUUGGAUAGAUGGUGGUGAAUUUGAGAAGACAGUGAUAAGACUUGGCAAGAGAAUGGACAUGUUCUUACAAGGGUUGGUUGAUGAACAUAAAAGGAAGGAGGAUUUAGAGAGUAUGAACACCAUGAUUGGCCAACUUCUAUCUCUGCAAGUCACACAACCCGAGUAUUAUACAGAUGAGAUUAUCAAAGGCCUUGUACUGGUAAUAAUAGGAGCAGGUACUGAUACAUCAGUAGUGACAUUGGAAUGGGCAAUGUCCAACCUACUCAACAAUCCGAACACAUUGAAGAAGGCUAGAGAUGAAUUGGACACUCAAGUUGGAGAAGAAUUCUUGCUGGACGAAACCCAUCUCUUGAAAUUACAAUAUCUCCAAAAUAUCAUCUCUGAAACCCUACGGUUAAAUCCAGCAGCUCCACUUCUGGUUCCUCACGAGUCAUCAAAAAGUUGCAGUAUUGGAGGAUACAAUGUUCCUCGUGACAUAAUCUUACUAGUUAAUGCAUGGGCUAUACAUAGAGAUCCUACAGUCUGGGAUGAUCCAACCAGUUUUAAACCUGAUCGAUUUGACAACGAAGGAGAGGAUGGUAAGGUCAUAGCAUUUGGGUGCGGCAGAAGGUCGUGUCCUGGGGCAGGCUUAGCACAACGAGUAGUGUGUUCCACGUUGGGGUCAUUGAUCCAAUGCUUUGAAUGGAAAAGGGUCAGUGAGAAGGAAGUUGACAUGACAGAAGGAAGAGGGAUAACAUUGCAGAAAGUAGUGCCUCUGGAGGCCAUUUGCAAAUCACGUCCUAUCAUGGAUAGGAUUUUGUGUUGA
Messenger RNA from Populus nigra (black poplar), 1500 nucleotides. RefSeq names its product cytochrome P450 81Q32-like. The coding region runs from base 1 to 1500 and encodes 499 amino acids. The transcript has 3 exons. Gene Ontology annotation, molecular function: monooxygenase activity; oxidoreductase activity, acting on paired donors, with incorporation or reduction of molecular oxygen; heme binding. Lineage: Eukaryota; Viridiplantae; Streptophyta; Magnoliopsida; Malpighiales; Salicaceae. The record is from RefSeq and is a predicted model, not a curated record.